CUCUCCCCAGCAGCUCCACAGCCACCAGACCCUCCCUGAAGAUGACUCCCUCUGUCAGCCUGCUGCUGCUGCUCCUGCUCGGCCUCUCUCAGGCCAAUCCUCUCAUGGAGGAAGGGAGUGGAACAGAGGACCAAGUGGAUGAAGAUGACACCGUCGACAUCAGCACCAGGAUUCUCACCUCCAACAACGCCACCGACGAGAUCCUGUUGGAAGGAGACCUGUUGGCCCCCAGAACCAGAAAUGCCAUGAAGUGCUGGUCCCAGAACUGCCUGUGGAGGAAAGCCUCCAACGGCCUGGUAAUGAUUCCCUUCACCAUGAGCAGGGAGUUCACCAGCUGGGAGAGGCAGAAGGUCGACUACGCCAUGAAGUCCUUCCACAGCAGCACCUGCCUGCGCUUCGUGCCCCGUCAGAACGAGUACGACUACAUCAGCGUCGAGAACAAAGCCGGAUGCUUCUCGGCUCUGGGCAGAACCGGAGGCAGACAGGUGCUCUCUCUCAACAGGCAGGGCUGCCUCUACCACGGCAUCAUCCAGCACGAGAUCAACCACGCUCUGGGCUUCAAUCACGAACAGACCAGGAGCGACCGCGACUACUACGUCCGGAUCAACUGGGACAACAUCAAACCACAGAGUGCCUACAACUUCUACAAGCAGGACACCAACAACCUGAACACUCCCUACGACUACUCCUCCAUCAUGCACUAUGGAAGAACAGCCUUCUCCAUCCAGAACGGGAGAGACUCCAUCACUCCCUUCCCCAACCCCAACGCCCAGAUCGGCCAGAGGAAGGGCAUGUCCUACUGGGACAUCAAGAGGAUCAACCUGCUUUAUAGGUGCUAACAACAAAGCUUCCAAAGUUAUUAUUCAGCAAAACAAUAGAAAUGUGUUCCAGUUAUAUGUACAUCAAAAACUACA
This is a messenger RNA of Anoplopoma fimbria (sablefish), 914 nucleotides long. RefSeq names its product high choriolytic enzyme 1-like. The record is from RefSeq and is a predicted model, not a curated record. Bases 42 to 839 code for a protein of 265 amino acids. Gene Ontology annotation, biological process: proteolysis. Lineage: Eukaryota; Metazoa; Chordata; Actinopteri; Perciformes; Anoplopomatidae. The transcript has a single exon. Gene Ontology annotation, molecular function: metalloendopeptidase activity; zinc ion binding.